AUGAAUCGAGCAUUUUAUAGCCAAGAUGUAUUUCGACAUCUCCUAGAAAAGGGCCGUAUCGGAUACCGGUUUCUAUCCUCUUUGGCUAUGCACAUGACUACCUGGGGAGGUCGAGAUGUUGAUGCUGAUGCUCAGCGGAAAAAGGAUGACCCGAGCCAAGGAAUCUCAGGCCCCACAAGCGAAGGAGAUCCAGAAGACACAACAGUAUCUCGGUCCCAGGAAGGCCAGGCAGUAUGGAGGCACUACAUCACCACUUUUCAGACUGGCCAGGCUAUCCAGAAUAUGAUUAGCCGAUCUGACAGACCGUCAUCAGGGGAGAUCCUGACCGUGGCCAUCCCCUAUCUACUUGAGCAUUUGGCUGUGACUCCGAGAAUCCAGCAAUACUGUUGGUGGACCCUGGAGAAAACCUGGUCCCAAGAGAUAAAAGUGAGGACAUACAAGAAAAUCAUGGGCCUUUCGGGCGAUUUCCACGAGUGCGAAUCGAAUGAUCUAUUGGACCUAAUGUCACGACUUGGUGGAUUUGAGUGUCUGAUGGCCAACAUUUCGUUCCCAAUGACAGCGUUUUUGGAUCUGAUACUCCCUAUCCAUGCGCUCUACCUUCACUUCGGUAUCAGGUUGGCAGUAUACUACUCGAUAACCGCUGCCGCCUACUUAUGGUAUUCCCAUGGGUUCCUCUCUCAGCGGGAAACGCAGCAAAAACACGCACUGGAAAAUGAACAGCAGGAAAGCCUGAUUGUACGGGAAUCCGUCGCAAAUUGGCCGAUGGUAGCCUCUUUCAACAGGUUCUUGCAUGACCUGGACCGGGUCUCCAAGGCAAUAGACGCCAGUCUAGAAUCCAGGUUACGACAAAGGCUUCUUUUUUCCAGUGCACGUAUUAUACAGAACGCCAUUAUCCUAAUUGCAGUGGCUAUGGCGGCAGCUAGCCAGCAAGACAAACAGGCUAAGGAUCUUGUCAUAAUAUGGACCUUGUGGACUCAAUUAUCGAACGUCCUUGGGUGUUUAACGGAUGGGGCCGAUGGAUUAAAGCAGAUUGCCGUGAGGUUAGAGCCAGUUAUUGAGGUUCUAAAGCGGAAACCGGCAGUGCUUGCUCGAAAAGACGCCCCCAUUUUAACUGUCGUCAAUGGAGACAUCGAAUUUAAAGAAGUCACUUUCUCCUAUGGAGGACAGCCGGUUCUUAAUGGUAUCUCAUUCUGUCUCCGUGGUGGUCAAACCACUGCAAUUGUCGGGGCAUCUGGAAGUGGAAAGUCAACGAUCUUGAAACUUCUUCUACGUUUUUUCGACCCACAGUCAGGCUCUAUCUAUGUCCAAGGCCACAACAUUUCGGAGAUUUGUCUGGGAAGCUUUCGAGAUAGUGUCGCUGUUGUCCAUCAGGAUCCGAAAUUUAUUACUGGCAGUGUUAGGGAGAACAUCGCAUUUGCCAAGGACGACGUGAAUGAUCAUGAGAUAGAGGCUGCCUGCAAAGCAGCAGAAAUCCAUGAUUAUUUAAUGGGGUGCAAAGGGUGUUUUGACACAAAAAUCCAGGGAAUGUCAGGAGGGCAGCGGCAACGUAUCGCAAUCGCUCGUGGACUAGUCCGAGAUGCGCCAAUUUUGUGUCUGGAUGAGCCUACCAGUCAUCUCGACAACGACACAGCAGCGAAAAUCUGGGGGAAUCUUGAAGCACACGCCAACGGGAAAACAGUGGUCAUGGUUACGCACCAGCUUCACUUGGCAAAAGAUGCAGACCAUAUCAUCGUUAUGCAUAAUGGCGAAGUUGUUGAGCAAGGGACACAUGCAAUUCUCAUGGAGCAAAAAGGUCGCUACUACAAGAUGUGGAAGCCCACAAAGGAGUAACACCCUUUCCUAUACCCAACCCAUCUCCUUUGAUUAAUGGGUGAUAAUACCAGGCUCACAAGAACCUCCUCUUAGGAUCUCCAGCACAUAUAGAGGAAAAAGGGCAGCCAAAUGCGGCAUUACUAGUUUGUUUCUUCGGGCCUGGAUCCUGCUGCGGAGCUCGUCUCUAUUCGCCUCGGGCAAACCCCCAGGCCUAAUAUUGCAGAUUUCCUUCGGUGUAUAGUUUCAGAUUCAGUUAUUCUGUAUAAUAUUCCUCAAAAGUGGUCAAAACAAGGGCCUUUCGUUGUGCAAGAUCCCUCUUGUCGCCCGGAGUCGUGCGUCCACUGCUUCGAUGAGACACCAGCCCAAAAGGGAAUUCAGGUCACGUGAUGACCAACUGGCUCCACUCAACACAUCCUCUCGACAUCCUCUCGACAUCAUCUCGACAUCAUCUCGACAUCGAAGGAAAUCGACGGUACUAUCAACACCAGAUGCAUGCUGUGGUUUUCUAUAGGUAGAACCUCCAGGACGGGGGCUUAAUCUGUACCUAGACCGCGCGAGGGCUUCGGCCGACUAGAUAUGUCAGGGAGCGGAAUAGCCGCUGCGCUGGCACGCCUGAUACCCCUAGGGAGGUUUUGUGGGCGUGGCGGCGAGCCGAUCCGUUCGGCCGGUUACGUGUCUCCAGGCGUUAAAA
This is a messenger RNA of Coccidioides immitis RS, 2503 nucleotides long. RefSeq lists its product as uncharacterized. The transcript has 4 exons. Bases 1 to 1830 code for a protein of 609 amino acids. NCBI's taxonomy places the organism in Eukaryota, Fungi, Ascomycota, Eurotiomycetes, Onygenales, Onygenaceae. Gene Ontology annotation, molecular function: ATP binding; ATPase-coupled transmembrane transporter activity; ATP hydrolysis activity. The record is from RefSeq and is a predicted model, not a curated record. Gene Ontology annotation, cellular component: membrane. Gene Ontology annotation, biological process: transmembrane transport.